Messenger RNA from Opisthorchis viverrini, 552 nucleotides. RefSeq lists its product as hypothetical. The record is from RefSeq and is a predicted model, not a curated record. The transcript has a single exon. NCBI's taxonomy places the organism in Eukaryota, Metazoa, Platyhelminthes, Trematoda, Opisthorchiida, Opisthorchiidae. Bases 1 to 552 code for a protein of 183 amino acids.
AUGUACCAAGCUUAUCAAGACCUUCCAGUGGAUAACAAUCAACGAAAUAAUGGCAGCAAAAGAAUUGACUCACAUCAUAGAAACGGACGCGACCACCUGACAAAAGCUUCGGUCCACAAGCACAUAGCCGACCACAGAAGCGCACAAGGGACGGGACGUAAGAACAAUCCACCGGAGCAGCGUGGACCGUCUCUCUUAUGCCUCCGGCGCGCACUGAUUUACGACAAAUGUGCGUGGGCGCCGACGUGCAGUCCGACGUUCACGAUACGUACGUCUGAUUGGCUGGUGACACAGUUACGGACAUUCGGCUCGCGUAUUAAGCCCGCCAGCCAGUCGGGCUACACUGCAACCGCCUCGGUCCUCGACCUAGACAACUCAGCCACCAGUGCACAAAUGCAAGAUCGGAAACCGUGUCGACCUGCCAUUCGUAAACCCACGUACCUUUUUUAUACCCAUGCUCGACCUAGCAAAUGGACAUGGAUUCUAUUGACAUCCAAAUCGCCGUCCUGUUGCGCCGAUAUUGGUCGUGCGAGCGUAGCUGGCUUGAUCUAA